Plasmodium cynomolgi strain B is the source of this 4767-nucleotide messenger RNA. RefSeq names its product MAEBL. The coding region runs from base 1 to 4767 and encodes 1588 amino acids. Lineage: Eukaryota; Apicomplexa; Aconoidasida; Haemosporida; Plasmodiidae. The transcript is spliced from 2 exons. The record is from RefSeq and is a predicted model, not a curated record. Gene Ontology annotation, cellular component: membrane.
AUGACGCUGUACGGUUUUUUAGCCCUUGUGGCAUUCUCUUGUAUUUGUAAAGCGAGGAGUAUAGCGAAUCCUCAGAAGGAGUUUAUGGACAGAUUUGACAUAGCCAAGAAUCACAUAAACAUAAGGUGGUCUACAAAUGGUGUGUUAGGAAAAGGGGACUAUAAAUAUGAUAUAGAUGAUGAAGAGAAUGCAAACUCUAAGCUUAGCACAAAGAAUAUGACAGAAACCUGCCCAAACCAUGAUGUCCAAGGAAUGUACAAGGGUAGUUGUCCCGAUUAUGGGAAAACAUUCGUAAUGGAUCUAAACGGAGAUGAAUAUAAUGAAGAUUUUUUAAAUGAAAUUAGUUUCGGUUUGUUGAACAUGAAAUUGAAUCUUUCAAUAGAAAUUCCAUUGGAAAACAGUGGGAUGGCCAUGUACCAAGGUCUCUUUAAGCGUUGUCCUUUGGACGAAAAUCAUAGUUUGCUGAUAAAAAAGGAACAAGAAUAUGAUAUGUGUUUUAGACGAGUUUACAGUCAUAUGCAAUCCGCUAGAAGAAAUAAAAAACAUACGUUGCGGAAUAAAUAUUCACACUUUGGAUGGCACGGAUUAGGAGGUCGACUCGGCUCCAAUAUGAAUUACCCUCUACAUGAUUAUAAUCCGUCGGAAAGUCAUGAGACUAAAAAAAUGAGCUUCCCAGGCUUAAUAAAAGAUUUGUCCGACUGUUCUAUUUAUUCCUAUUGUAUGGGUCCAUGUUUUGACAAAGAUUUUGAUAACGAAUGUUUUCGCAGUUUACCUGUCGUUUUUAACCACAAAACGAAGGAGUGCGUUAUCCUAGGAACACAUGAAGGAAGUAGAAGAAGAAAUUGCCUGUCUCAAAAUUCAGAUGGUUUUGAGAGAUGUUUUGUGCCAAUAAAAAAGGAAAGAGGGAAAGAAUGGACCUACGCAUCGUCAUUUUUGCGUCCAGAUUAUGAGACAAAAUGCCCUCCAAGAUUUCCAUUAAAUGAUACAGUAUUUGGCUACUACAAUGAUAGUACUGGUGAAUGCAAAUCUGCUGUAAAAAAUGAUCAUGAGAGUUAUAAAACAACUUUCAAAAAUUGUAUUGAAGGAUUAUUCAAUCAUCUUGAGAGGGAUAGCGAAACUCGCAGAGAUAAUUUCUUAUGGGGGGUUUGGGUUUUGGAAGGUAGUUCCAAAAAAUUAAAUUCCAUGAAUGACAUUGGAAUGUGUUCCAUUUUGAAGAAGAAACCAAAUUGUGUCUUGAAAAAGGAAAACCACUAUUCCUUUACGAAUCUGACCGCGAAUUCUUUUGAUUUCGAUCAAAAUAUAACGUAUCCACAGGUGGAGGAGAUGCAUGAACAGGACGAUGAAGCGAGUAAAUUUGGAAAAGCCGCAUCGGAAGGAAGCGAAAAAAAAACAGAUUUAAGCGAAAUGGAUAAAAGGAGGAAAAAAUCGGGAAACGAAGAUAAAGAAACAAAACAGACAAAAGAAUAUGGAAUUUUGGAAAAGAAGAAGGAAACAAAAAUAAAUGAACACUCGGGAUUAAGCAUGAAGAAUCUUAACUAUAUGUUUUCCAUGCAAAAGAGUCACGAAUCAACACAUCCAAAUAAAGACGAUUCUAUUUUUAGAAGCAAGGGUGAACCUAUAAGUCAAAUGCUUGAACUGAAUCAGUCUUCCAGAAGUUAUUUGCACAAUCCAGGUGUUCGUGGCAGAGGAAGAUACCAAACUUCGUAUGUGAACUCCCCGACAAUAAAUUACAGGUCAGCUUCUCAGAAUGAAGCAAAUAUCAAUUCCGAAUUGUCGAAAAAUCCUCAAGCUAGAUUUAUGGAAAGAUUCGAUAUUCCCAAAAAUCACAUUUUUAUCAAUUGGAAAAAGGAAGGAAAUUUUGGAGAGGGUAAUUUCAAGUAUGAUGUUUUAUUGAAUAAAACUGCUGGUGCCGCACAGUCAUUAUUAAUUGAUGAUUAUAAUGACGUUUGUCCAAAUCAUUCAAUUCCAGGGAGGGCACAAGGAAGUUGCCCUAACUAUGGAAAAGCUAUCAUUGUUGAAACACUUGAAGAUAAAAAUAAAGAUAUUCAUUUUAAUUUACAAUUUUUAAAUGAAAUACAUACUGGGUAUCUGGGCAGAAAAAGCAGAUAUAAUUUCGAACUUCCAUAUGAUAAAAGUGGAAUAGCUAUGCAUCAUGGUUUUCCAACAUCGUGUCCAAUAAAUACGCAAGAAGAAAAGUUGUUUGAAAAAAUGGAUGAUUACAAUUAUGAUAUGUGCAAGUCUACCGUGUUUUCAUCUCCGUUCUCCAUGAAGGAAUGGGAUCGCAAAAGCCAUUCGUUUAAGUAUUAUGGCCUUUAUGGUUUGGGUGGUCGACUAGGUUCGAGUAUUUCAAAUUAUGCAGGAAAUAGACAAAGAGGUGAAAAGCGUACGAGUAACAUAACGUUACCAAUGAAGAAUCCAGGGUUAAUAAAAAACUUGUUCGAUUGCUCUAUAUACUCCUAUUGUUUAGGACCUUGUAUUGAAGACACGUACAGAAAUAAAUGCUUCCGAAAUUUACCAGCUUAUUAUAAUCACACAACAAAUGAAUGUGUCAUACUUGGUACACAUGAACAGGAAAGAAGCAGUAAUUGCAGAAAGGAAAAAAAUGACUUAAGUAAACCCAACUGCCAAAAGAUCAGAAAAACCUCAGAUUCUAAGGAUUGGACAUAUGUUACAUCAUUUAUUAGGCCUGAUUAUGAAGAAAAAUGCCCACCUAGAUUUCCUCUCAAUUCCAAAAGUUUUGGGAUCUACGAUGAACAAACAGGAAAAUGCAGAAGUCUCGUCAAAAAACAAAAUUUAAUUAGUAUUCAAAAUUUCGACGCCUGUUUAGAAUAUUUGUUUAUCACCUCUCCAAAAGAUUUAUAUAGUAGUAUGAUAGGCAAAUACUGGGGGGUUUGGAUUGCAAAAGAGCCGGUUAAUAAAGAUAAUAUGUUUACGGUUAGUGGGGAAUGCUACUAUAUAUUUCAAAAACCAACUUGCGUCAUCCACAAAGAGAACCAUUUUUCAUUUACAUCUCUCACAACAAAUGACAUUGAUUUUGAUCAAAACUUUAACAUAGAACCUGUGGAAGAAUUGAUUGAGCAGAGAGGUAUAAUCGAUUCAGUUAAACAGGGUAACAAUAAUAAAUGGGCUAAUGCUAGGAAGCAGCUAGAGGAAGACAAGGCGUUAAAUCCAACAGACUUUGACUUCAGUGCUAAGCAUGACAGUCGUGCAACAGAGUCGAAGGAAAAUGAAGAAGAAAUAAGGGUAGAGGAAGCAAGAAGGGUUGAGGAAGCAAGAAGGGUUGAGGAAGCAAGAAGGGUUGAGGAAGCAAGAAGGGUUGAGGAAGCAAGAAGGGUUGAGGAAGCAAGAAGGGUUGAGGAAGCAAGAAGGGUUGAGGAAGCAAGAAAGGUAGAGGAAACAAGAAAGGCAGAGGAGGCUAGGAAGGCUGAGGAAGCUAGACAGGCUGAAGAGGCAAGGAAGGCAGAAGAGGCUAGGAAGGCUGAAGAUGCUAGAAAGGCAGAGGCGGCUAGAAAGGCAGAGGCGGCUAGGAAGGCUGAAGCGGCUAAGAAAGCUGAAGCGGCUAAGAAAGCUGAAGCGGCCAAGAAAGCUGAAGCGGCCAAGAAAGCUGAAGCGGCCAAGAAAGCUGAAGCGGCCAAGAAAGCUGAAGCGGCCAAGAAAGCUGAAGCGGCCAAGAAAGCUGAAGCGGCUAAGAAAGCUGAAGAAGAAAGGAAGGCUGAAGAGGCUAGGAAGGUUGAGGAAGCUAGGAAGGCUGAGGAGGCUAGGAAGGUUGAAGCGGAUAGGAAGGCUGAGGAGGCUAGGAAGGUUGAAGCGGAUAGGAAGGCUGAGGAGGCUAGGAAGGCUGAGGAGGCUAGGAAGGCUGAGGAGGCUAUGAAGGUUGAGGAGGCUAGGAAGGUUGAAGCGGAUAGGAAGGCUGAGGAGGCUAGGAAGGCUGAGGAAGCUAGAAAGGCUGAGGAGGUUAGAAAGGUUGAGGAAGCUAGAAAGGUUGAGGAAGCUAGAAAGGCUGAGGAGGCUAGAAGGGCUGAGGUGGCAAAAGUGGAGGAAGACGCAAAGAAAAAAGUGGCGCAUGAAAGUAAAGAAGGUGUGGACGAAAAGGAUGAUAGCAAGAAAAAGGAUUUAUUUUCGCAUAAUGCUAUAAGUAUUGAGCAAGAAAAAAAAGGUAAUUUAAUAUUGAAUGACAGUAAAAAGACUGAGGGUUCCAAGACGAACGGAGUUGCUGAUUCAUCUAAUAACAACAGGGAAGAGUCAAAGGAGUUUCAAAAGCAUAAGUUCAAUAACAAUAAUAUUUCUGGUGAAAAUGGAAAUUCUGAAAGUAAUUCGAAUCCAGAAGCAUAUAAUGAAGAAAAUUUCGAAGAGGAAGUCGAAGAAGCGAAAAUGAGAAAGCAGCUUGACGAUAAGAAUAUCGGGUCGGAGAUUCCAAACAGUAAUUAUGCACCAAAAAAUUAUGAAUCCAGAGAUGAUAAAUUAGAUAAGGAUGAAUAUAUAAAGAGAGAUGCUAAAAAAACGCGGGAGGAGAUAAUAAAUUUAUCCAAAAAAAAUCCAUGUACUGUUGACGUUUCUUCAGAGUUUUGCGAUUAUAUGAGGGAAAGCAUAUCUUUUGGUAAUUGCUCUGAUGGUGAGAGAAAAGGACUGUGUUGUUCAAUUUCAAAUUAUUGUUUAAAGUAUUUUAGUUAUAGUUCAAAUGAGUAUUAUAACUGUACGAAUGAAGAAUUUGGCCACAGGGAUUACAAAUGUUUUCAGAAGAGUACAGUUUCAAGUAUGUUCCGUUGA